This is a messenger RNA of Gastrolobium bilobum, 1315 nucleotides long. Its product is annotated as phytochromobilin:ferredoxin oxidoreductase, chloroplastic. The record is from RefSeq and is a predicted model, not a curated record. The transcript has 9 exons. Gene Ontology annotation, biological process: phytochromobilin biosynthetic process. Lineage: Eukaryota; Viridiplantae; Streptophyta; Magnoliopsida; Fabales; Fabaceae. The coding region runs from base 153 to 1184 and encodes 343 amino acids. Gene Ontology annotation, molecular function: cobalt ion binding; phytochromobilin:ferredoxin oxidoreductase activity.
GAUGGUUGGAAUAUUCAGUGCAUCCGUUUUACUGAAGCUGAAGAAAUUUUCCUGAACAUCUUAGCACGUGUGUCUGACUUUGAAGUACCCGUUGGAUUCGACACGCAUGGCACUGUAACGGUAAAUUGAGAAAGCAAAAAAAACGGGGUUUAAUGUUUUUAACGUUUGACUUCAGAAGCUUAAUGGGGUUUGGUGGUUCCUCCUCCUCCUCCUCCUCAAGCUUUUGUUUGCAGCAUAGACUUCGUCCGUUAACUAGAAUAGCAAUAGGUAACAGUACCUGUGUUUCCACUCGUGACUUGAGUAGCAAGAGAAAAUCUUUCAUACAAAGCUUUUCAGUGUCUUAUCAGAAGUUUGUCGAUUUUGCUUUGGAUGAAACCAAACGCCACACCCACUUGGUCCCUUCGCCUUUACAGGAGAAGUUUAAUUCCAUGAAUUCUAAGGAUGGUAAAGGAGGGCUUAGUAUGCUAUCAUUCGAAGCUGCCAAGAUUAGGCUUCUGCGAAGUUUGAUCAUUGAGACAGAAACAACGCAGGUUUUGGAUUUUGCUGUGUUUCCGAAAGCAGAAUAUGACGUCCCCAUAUUUUGUGCUAACUUUUUCACCUCCACUAGGACAAACAUUGUUGUGUUGGACCUGAACCCCUUGCAUGAUAUCAUCAAUCAGCAGGACUACAAGGAAAAGUAUUUUAAAAGCUUAAUUCCUCUUGGCCUUAAAUAUGCUGAGAUUUUUCCAUGGGGAGGGAAACUCACAAGUGAGUCUAUAAAGUUCUUUUCACCGAUUGUCAUUUGGACAAAGUUUACUUCAAGCCCACAAAAAUAUGAUACUCUGUAUUCUGCUUUCAGGGAUUAUUACGAGAUAUGGUUGGAAUUGAUAGAUAAAGCAGUUAAGGAGACAGAUGGAUCUCAGAUUUUCCGCAAUCUUGAAGCACAACAUAGAUAUCUAACAUGGAGAGCCGAAAAGGAUCCAGGACAAGGUGUUUUGAAGAAGCUGUUAGGGGAGACUCUAGCCAAGGAUUUGUUGAGAAGCUUUCUCUUUAAUGGAGUGGAUGAACUAGGAAGCAAAAAGUUCAAUGAUUAUUUUCCUCACUACUGCAGCGAGGAUGGAACUCUAAAUAAGAAAGCCAGUAUUAUUGGGAAGUCUUUUGAAAAUCGCCCAUGGGAUGCAAGAGGAGAAUUCCUUGGUGAUUGACAAUAGAAGCUUGCUCACACGUUUGAAGUCAAACUCUUACCAGGCAUGUUACUGUUUAAAAUUUUGGUGGUUGCGUUUCUACAAGCAUGCAAAGCUCGUGUUGCCCACUGGAAUGUUUGUCCAUAGUUAAU